AUGUUUCAACCCGCACCCAAGAGGUGUUUCACCAUCGAGUCGUUGGUGGCCAAGGAUAAUCCGGUGGUCCCGGCGUCGCGUGCGGAGGAGCCCAUCAGGCCGGCGGCUCUGAGCUACGCCAACUCGGGGCAGAUGAACCCCUUCCUCAACGGCUUCCACUCCGGUGGCAGGGGCGUUUACUCCAACCCGGACUUGGUGUUCGCAGAGUCGGUCGCGCAUCCGCCCAACUCGGCGGUGCCGGUGCAUCCGGUGCCCCCGCCGCACGCGCUGGCAGCUCAUCCGCUUUCGUCCCCCCACAGUCCGCACCCUCUUUUUGGCAGCCAGCAAAGGGACCCUUCUACCUUCUACCCUUGGUUAUUACACAGAUAUAGAUACUUGGGACACAGAUUUCAAGGUAACGAAACGAGUCCAGAGAGCUUCCUUUUGCACAACGCCCUGGCCAGAAAACCCAAACGAAUUCGCACGGCUUUCUCGCCGUCGCAGCUGCUGCGGCUCGAGCACGCCUUUGAGAAAAAUCAUUAUGUGGUGGGUGCAGAAAGGAAACAGCUCGCGCACAGCCUUAGCCUCACGGAAACUCAGGUAAAAGUGUGGUUUCAGAACCGAAGGACAAAGUUCAAGAGACAGAAGCUAGAAGAGGAAGGUUCGGAGUCCCAGCAGAAGAAGAAGGGCUCGCAUCACAUAAACCGCUGGAGGCUGGCCACCAAGCAGUCCAGUCCGGAGGAGAUCGAUGUGACUUCGGACGAUUAA
Messenger RNA from Nerophis lumbriciformis (worm pipefish), 747 nucleotides. The record is from RefSeq and is a predicted model, not a curated record. Lineage: Eukaryota; Metazoa; Chordata; Actinopteri; Syngnathiformes; Syngnathidae.